Molecule: messenger RNA, 676 nt
Organism: Eublepharis macularius
Lineage: Eukaryota; Metazoa; Chordata; Lepidosauria; Squamata; Eublepharidae
Gene: HIGD1B
Product: HIG1 hypoxia inducible domain family member 1B
Exons: 3
Coding region: 6-302 (98 amino acids)
Biological process (GO): mitochondrial respirasome assembly
Cellular component (GO): mitochondrion
Source: RefSeq, a predicted model, not a curated record
UCCAAAUGUCAGCGGACAAUGACAGUUGGACUCCAGAGCGUGAAAGUACUGUUGGUACCAAACUUCUACAAAAAGCACGGAAGAGUCCUUUGAUGCCAGUUGGCAUGGUGGGGUUUGUGGUUGUAGCAGCCUAUGGUCUUUACCGAAUGAAGGAAAGGGGGAGCAUGAAGAUGUCCGUCCACUUAAUUCACACUCGGGUGGCUGCCCAGGCUUGUGUGGUUGGUGCUGUAACUCUUGGUGCUGUCUACAGCAUGUACAAAGAGCACUUCCUGAAACCAUCUCCAGCUGAACCCCAGAAAUAGACAGGCUAUGGCUGGGGCUGGUUUCUCCCUUUCCCCUGAGUGACUCUGAAGAUGUCUGUGGUAAUCCCAACAAGGCUGAGAAGUCACUGAAUUUGCUCUUGCAGAAGAAACAGCUCCUGAAGACUCCAUUCCUUCCUUUAAUACAGAAUCAAAAUUUCUGUCAAAAACACUACUCUGAUGUAUAUACUUUUUUUCAGAAAGUUGUAUUGAGAAGAGAGACUUAAGGGUAGGUCCGUUAAGGGAUCCCUCCGCAGGCUCCUCUGUCCUUAUUGAGACUCCUGCUCUCCCUCUGCUGCCUGGCCAGCCUUCUCUUAAACAGCUUUUUCCUCCUACGUGACAAGCAUGACAGCCACUCAUCCAGAUUUGUCUAUAUU